AUCCUUGAUGCUGUGGUCAACAAAAGAAUUUGAACAGAAAGAACACAAGGCAAUACGUGGUAAUGUGGAUCUGGAUCAUGGAUCAAAAGUGAAAUUUAGUCCAGACUCUAAGGCAUUCAUUGUAAGUCUGGGUAAUGCAAACACAGUGCGGGUUUUUCGGAUAGGGAAGAAAGAAGACGGGAGUCCAGGCAAUAUAACAGGCGCGCUUGACUUUCCACAGAAACACAAAGCUCAAAUUAUCAACAUAGGCAUAGCAAGCAGUGGCAAGUUCAUCAUGUCCAUUUCCUCUGACACCACCAUGAUUGUCUGGUCCAUAAAAGGUGAUGUUCUCAGUGAGAUCAACACCAACCACAUGAACAACUCCUAUGGAGCUGUCUCACCUUGUGGCAGAUUUGUGGCUUCAUCAGGCUUCACACCUGAUGUGAAGGUUUGGGAAGUGUGUUUUACAAAGUCUGGUGAGUUCCAUGAGGUUCGUAGAGCGUUUGAAUUGAAAGGUCACGCUGCUGGCGUCCACUGCUUCAGUUUUAACCACGAUUCCACAAGAAUGGCAUCUGCAUCGAAAGAUGGAACUUGGAAAUACUGGGAUACAAACAUUCGUUACGACAUGAACCAGGACCCAUACCUGCUGUUCACAGGCAGCUUAAAGUGGUCAGGUCCCUGCAUCAUAUCCUUGUCCCCGGAUGGACGCACCGUAGCCAUGGCUCAACAUUUAGGAAUAUACGUCUGUAACUCUUCUGGGCAAGACGAGGAGGUCAUUGAAAAUGUACAUUCAGAAAUUUCAUCUCAGUUAGGGUUUGACAACUCAGGAAAGUAUCUACUCAGUGCUGGAGAAAAGCAGGUCCACAUCCUACAUAAUAUCACAGGCUAUAAAGCAACCAUAGAAGAGCUGGUUGAGCUGGAGAAGAAAGCAAAUGGCCAGGCAAUGAAGGAACGGAUCAGAUCUCAAAUUACUGAUGCCAGGAAUGCAUUGCAACGGAUCCUUUCUGACGAGGAAUCAAAUGGACAUGUGAAGGGGAAGUAAUUGCAAAGUGAGAUGCUGUACUUACCCUGCACAGGGUGGCAGCAGUGGGUCACUGCCUUCAUCAUUGACACUUUACAGGAACUGAGACAUUCU
This is a messenger RNA of Dreissena polymorpha, 1114 nucleotides long. Its product is annotated as transducin beta-like protein 2. The record is from RefSeq and is a predicted model, not a curated record. The coding region runs from base 8 to 1021 and encodes 337 amino acids. Gene Ontology annotation, cellular component: endoplasmic reticulum. Gene Ontology annotation, biological process: endoplasmic reticulum unfolded protein response. Lineage: Eukaryota; Metazoa; Mollusca; Bivalvia; Myida; Dreissenidae. The transcript has 10 exons. Gene Ontology annotation, molecular function: protein binding.